This is a messenger RNA of Saccostrea cuccullata (small rock oyster), 978 nucleotides long. Its product is annotated as histone-lysine N-methyltransferase SETMAR-like. Lineage: Eukaryota; Metazoa; Mollusca; Bivalvia; Ostreida; Ostreidae. Gene Ontology annotation, molecular function: nucleic acid binding. The record is from RefSeq and is a predicted model, not a curated record. The coding region runs from base 1 to 978 and encodes 325 amino acids. The transcript is spliced from 2 exons.
AUGGUUGGAAAAAGGGUUGAGAAUAUUGAAGAAAUUAGAGCUUAUAUAAAAGUUCGCACAAAACUCGGUAAUUCGGUAAAGCAGAUUUUUACUGAAUUGGGGGAAGUUUAUGGGUCUGAUAAGGUAUCUUAUGAGACAGUUCGUAGGUGGAGACAGAAAUUUCUGACUGGCACAGAGUCCGUCAAAGAUGCAGCAAAAUCGGGUCGACCUGUGACUGUAUCAGGCAAGACAAAUGUCUCAAAAGUCAAGGAAAUAAUUGAAAAUGAUGGCAGGUACACGAUUCGUGAUAUUGCCAAAGCUAUGACCAAAAAAGGUACGAAUACAACCGCUAAGCGACUGCUAAAAAUGUUUCCAAACUUCAAUCAAAGACAAUUUGAAAACAUAGUUACUGGUGACGAAACAUGGGUUCACUAUUUCGAACCAGUAAGAAAAGUUGGAAACAAAUUAUGGUUAACCAAACACGGUAGAAGGCCUGUAGUUGCCAAAAGGACAAUGAGCACAAAGAAGGUCCUUUAUUGCAUAUUCUUCUCUUGUGAUGGUUUAGCCGUACAAAUUCCGGUGCCGAAGGGCAAAAGUGUUACUGGUCAGUAUUACCGAGAUGUUGUACUGAAAAAGCUCAAGAAAUAUUAUCAGAAACGACGUCCUGUGUCGGGAUUUAGGCAUGUUCGCCUUCUUCAUGAUAAUGCUCCAUCACAUACAUCUGAGCUUGUGAAGCAAUUUUUGAAGUCUGAGAAGGUUACCGUCUUGCCACACCCACCAUACUCUCCGGAUCUAGCACCAUGCGACUUUUUCCUUUUUCCAAAACUUAAAAAGUUCUUAUCUGGUCGCCGAUACAAGUCCCGACAGGUCCUUGGCUCAGCCGUCAGUCAGUGCCUCAGAGGUAUACCUAAAUCAGCGUACCGUGACGCAUUUCAGAAAUGGAUUCAGAGAUUAAAAUUGUGUAUUUCAAAUCACGGAGAAUACUUUGAAGGGAUGUAA